Molecule: messenger RNA, 1488 nt
Organism: Venturia canescens
Lineage: Eukaryota; Metazoa; Arthropoda; Insecta; Hymenoptera; Ichneumonidae
Exons: 6
Coding region: 435-1223 (262 amino acids)
Molecular function (GO): zinc ion binding; nucleic acid binding
Source: RefSeq, a predicted model, not a curated record
CGUAUACAUUGUUUGCGAAUAUUGCGAUCUUCCGUAACCCCGUAACAAAGAAGAUCAGACAGUAACGAACAACGAACUCAGCCAUUCUCUAUUGUGGGAAAGUCUCUCGUCUGCUCACAAGAACCUGAUCAGUAGGGCUGCAUCAUCCGCCACCAAGUGUACUAACUGCUGAAGCACGUUGCAGCUGGAAAUAUAGAAAGAGACCAAAUCUGAAACACAAAAUAUAAUUUCCAAGUCAACAUUGAUCCACAGUUACCGCUUCGGCUCGCGACCAUUACCGUACCGCUUCGGCUCGCCUCGCGACCAUUACCGUUGUCUCAGCAGAUGUACAAAGUUUUGUGCACGUGGUAGUAGGACUUUCAAGAAACAUUCGCAAACGGCGAACAGUACACUGUUUUAUAGAUUUGGAACGAGAGAAAGCUUCACGAAAAACAAUGAUCGUUGGCGAAGAAACAAAGCAGGAAGCUAAUACCAAAUCGAAGCACAAUGUCAGAAUUGCGCGGAACGAGAAAUCGCCCUAUUGCUUCUGUAAUUGGCCGAUUGAACUCGCAACCGAUGUGCGGCUGAAGAUGUGCGAGGGGAAAAUCAUAUGCCCUGAACAUUUUCCGAGGUUAUAUAAAGGUGUAUUCACGACGAAUACUGAACGGAGUCAGACGAACAAAACAACCUUUCAAACACCAGCUGGUCCAACGCACACUUCGAUAGAACAUAAGGAUUCAUUACCGUUGAAAAAAGAACAAGAAAAAAAGAAUGUGCGAUCGAAUCUUACCGCUGAAUACAAAGUCGUUAAUCCUCGUUACCGGUACGACCAUCGCGACAGCGGUUACAAAGACGGGACGAACCACAAUCGCGAGUGGUUUCGCAGCAGCGGGCCGUUGAUGCCAGACGACGCGGAAAAUAUGAUUAGAACGAUCGAGGGAAUUCGCGACCCGGCAACGAUUUCCCUCUUCCAGCGUUUCUUCGAGCGGCCAUUCCCGCCGGAAGAGAGAAGAAAUGUCUGCUUUAAGUGCAACGAACGCGGUCACAAAAGUGGCGACUGUAAUCAUCCACGACCUCCGUAUCGCGUAUGCUAUAAUUGUGGGGAAAGAAAUUACACUCUGCGUACAUGCUUCCGGUGCGCAUUGUGGUACAUUGCCACCGGGGGUUCAAACAACGCCCGAACUCGUGACCCUAAAUUUUGUUUAAACCAAUUAAUUAACUAUUUCUGUGUUAAUUCACGGUAAUUUUUAAGUUCUUUUAAAUACCGGUAAAAACAAAGCAGCAUCGAAGUGCGUUAAAAAUGUUUAUUGUCGUUAUUAAUGUAUUAUAUUUUUUUCUAUUUUCACCUCUGAUUUUUCAAAACUAGUACUGCUACAAAACAUGUCAAACAAACCGGUAAUAAGACGAAAAGAAAUAAUUUUAUUUUAAAAUUAUAUAGACUCACAAAUUUACCGGUAGGCAUAUGACCAUAGAAAACAUUUUUUUUUAUAGAGUCUUUUCAUUUAAAAU